Messenger RNA from Gadus macrocephalus (Pacific cod), 3897 nucleotides. RefSeq names its product protein tyrosine phosphatase receptor type Z1b (gene ptprz1b). The transcript is spliced from 15 exons. The record is from RefSeq and is a predicted model, not a curated record. Gene Ontology annotation, biological process: peptidyl-tyrosine dephosphorylation. Gene Ontology annotation, molecular function: protein tyrosine phosphatase activity. Lineage: Eukaryota; Metazoa; Chordata; Actinopteri; Gadiformes; Gadidae. Bases 855 to 2624 code for a protein of 589 amino acids.
AGAUUUGAGUCAGCUCACUUGGUUUAAAACCUAUGGCAAUGGGCUAGGCGGUUCAUGAGUCAUUGACAUUGUAAUGCAGGGACAACUCAUUCUAGCAGUGAUUAAAACAAGUUGUUAUUUUUGGUUUGUGUUUAAUUAGUGUCCUUGAGACUACUUUAGGCACCUUGUGUAACUGAAUGUAAAGCAACAUGGGUAUGUGUAGUCGGCAAUAGGUUCCAAUAAAGUAUAUAAAUAAAUGGCCGAGGCAAAUUAAUGAAUUAAUUUAGGUUUACAACCCUUAUAUGGAACAAAAUAACACCAAUUAUUUGUGACCCCAUGGGGACUGUUUCACCCUCAAGGUUGAGCUCUCACAGCUGACUUGAGUGAAACUUCACAAUAAAAGUUUCUUUAUAUCAUUCAGCGUGUUGAUCAGAACUUUACCCCCUUAACCAAACUGCAAUGUUGGGGGUAAGGCGAGGAAGUGAAUAUCAAUAGCCCAGAAACGAAGAAGAGUGCCUGUUUAAUGUUUAGUGUACAACCCUAUCUUAGUCGUAGCAUCAGUAGUGUGUACUAGUUGUCAUAGUGUGUAUCUCUACCCAUCCACGUACCUGCACUGACCCCUCUGUCUGUCUGUCUGUCUGUUCUGUCUGUCUGUGUGUCCUGUCUGCCCACAUUAAUGUCUAUGUCUCUCCAUCUGUCUUACAUUUCCUCUCCCCCAUGUUCACUUCCCUUACCAUCCCUGAACCCUUGACCCCUGACCCCACCACCACCACCACCACCACCACCGUCACCACUGUGCCCUUCUGCAUCCUCCUGUCGUCUUCCAUUAGAUUGUCACCCAGGCCUACGAGGAGGUGCAGGCGUGCACAGUGGAGAUGGGCAUUAGCACUGAGAGCUCCAACCAUCCAGACAACCGCAGCAAGAACCGCUACAUCAACAUACUGGCCUACGACCACAGCCGAGUGAAGCUGUGCAGCGGUCAGGACCGAGACGGCCGGGCCGGGGAUUACAUCAACGCCAACUUUAUCGACGGCUACGAGCGGAGUCGGGCCUACAUCGCCACCCAGGGGCCGCUGAGAUCGGGCCGGGAGGACUUCUGGAGGAUGGUCCUGCAGCAGAACAUCGGCGUGGUCGUCAUGAUCACCAACCUCAAGGAGAAGGGCCGGACCAAGUGUGAGCAGUACUGGCCGGAGGAGAACCAGGAGGAGUACGGACCUUACCAGGUAACCCUGAGGAGCACCCAGACCCUGGCCUACUACACCGUCAGGACCCUGGGGGUCAGGGACACCGGUGCUAAGGUGUGUCAGAAGGGCGUGUCCGAGCACACGGUGGUCCAGUUCCACUACACCCAGUGGCCGGACAUGGGGGUCCCGGAGUACAACCUGCCCGUCCUCUCCUUCAUCAGGGCCUCCGCCGGGGCCCGCACCAAGGACAUGGGGCCCCUCCUGGUGCACUGCAGUGCUGGUGUGGGCCGGACCGGGGCCUACAUCGUGAUUGACAGCAUGCUGCAGCAGAUCCAGGACCAGGGGACGGUCAACGUGCUGGGCUUCCUGAAGCACGUCAGGACCCAGCGCAACUUCCUGGUGCAGACCCAGGAGCAGUAUGUGUUUAUCCACGAUGCUCUGGUCGAGGCCAUCCUGAGCAGAGAGACCCUGGUGACCUCUGACCUCCUGCACGCCUAUGUGUCGCGGCUUCUGAUCCCGGGGCCCGCGGGCCGCACGCGCAUGGACAAGCAGUUCAAGCUGAUCAGCCAGCGCCAGGCCCGACACGCAGACUACAGCACGGCCCUGAAGGACGAGAACGCAGACAAGAACAGAGCCAGGGCCCUGAUGCCUGUGGAGCGCUCCAGAGUGUGUCUGACGGCGUCCGAGUCCAACGCCACGGGCUACAUCAACGCCUCCUACGUCAUGGGCCGGUACCACAGUAAGGAGUUCAUCGUGGGCCAGGACCCUCUGAGCAGCACCGUGGCCGACUUCUGGACCAUGAUCUGGGAGCACAGCGCGCACACGGUGGUCUCCCUACCGGACCCCCACUCAGUGGUCUCUGUACCGGACCCCUACACCCAGGGGGAUGGGGAGGUAACCUGUGUCUAUUGGCCAAUUAAGGACCAGCCAAUGAGCUUUGAGGGCCUCAUUGUGUCGUUCUCGCGGGAGGAGCAUUUAUCUCUGACCAACGACGAAAAGAUUCUCGUCCAGGACUUUAUACUGGAGUCCUCACAGAGCGACGGCGUGCUGGAGGUGAGGCGCUACAGCGCCACCUGCUGGCCCAAUCCCGACGGACCAAUCAGGAGCAGCUUUGAGCUGGUGGCCGCCGUCCGGGAGCACAGCGCCAACACGGCCGGGCCCACCGUGGUGCACGACCCGCUGGGGGGCCCCACCUCGGGGCUGUUCUGCGCCCUGUCCUCGCUGUCCUCCCAGCUGGAGGAGGACGCCGCGGUGGACGUGUACACGGCCGCCCGCAUGACCAACCUGAGGAGGCCGGGGGUCUUCAACGACCUGGAGGGCUACCAGUUCCUGUACCGCUCCGUGCUGAGCCUGGUCAGCAGCCAGGAGGACCAGAAGACCCUUCGCUCCCCCGAGACCAACGGCUCCCUGCUGCUGGGGACCACCGCCAGCAUGGCCGAGAGCCUGGAGUCCCUGAUGUAGAGCCUGGAGUAGAGCCUGGAGUAGAGACUGGAGUCCCUGAUGUAGAGCCUGGAGUAGAGCCUGGAGUCCCUGAUGUAGAGCCUGAAGUCCCUGAUGUAGAGCCUGGAGUCCCUGAUGUAGAGCCUGGAGUCCACAAUGUAGAGUCUGGAGUAGAGCCUGGAGCUCCUGAUGUAGAGCCUGGAGUCCCUGAUGUAGAGCCUGGAGUAGAGCCUGGAGCUCCUGAUGUAGAGCCUGGAGUCCAUGAUGUAGAGCCUGGAGUAGAGCCUGAAGUCCCUGAUGUAGAGCCUGGAGUCCACGAUGUAGAGCCUGGAGUAGAGCCUGGAGCUCCUGAUGUAGAGCCUGGAGUCCUUGGUGUAGAGCCUGGAGUACCUGAUGCAGUUCCAGGCGGAGCUCCACUACUUAUAGAGGAGGAGCGCUGAUCAUCAAACAGGUUAAAGCUGCUGUAGGUAAGAGUGGACAGUUGGGAAGAGAGAGAGAACGGAAAAGAGCGGAAGAGUGAGGUUCUGAAAAUAGACGCCCUCCCGCUCUGCUCCCUCCCUCCCUAUAGAUUUACGCCAAUGAGGGAUGUUGUGUUUCACACACCUGUGAUUGACAGGCAAGAUGAACUCACCGCACCAAUCAAGGAAGAGAUGCCCUGAUUGGUCAGAAAUGAGGGGAAAUGGUCUAAAAUGUAGGUCUCGUUCAGAGGCCGACAAAGUCAACGAGUACCGAUAUUCUCACCCAGCCUUUCAGUCCCUAACAGCUGACGGUUGGCUAGGCCACUUUAAAAAAAUUAUUCUGAUAAUAUCACCUCUUAGGUCUUACCUACAGCACCUUUCAUAAGUACGCUCACACGCACAAUCGCGGUACCUACGCAUGCUAUGUCUGGGGACGAUGCAUGUUUACAUAUAACAGAUACAAUUAAACUAGGAAUUAUUUGAUUAAACUAAGCAUUAGUUGAAUAACGUAUUCAACUUGGCAGCACAGUGAGCAUCCUAAGGGCAAUGAGCUGCUGGCUAGCAUGGGGAGGCUAAACCACGCAGCUAAGUUACAUUAGCCUUUAGAUGAACCAUCGCUAUCGUUGGUGGGAAUUAUUAUUCAUAUUAUUAGUAUUGUUAUGCUUUUGACUGUUAUGUUUGAGCAGUUUAGCUGCUCGGCCUACGCAUAAUAAUAUCAAUAAUACCAAUACAUAAUAAUAAUAGUUAUAUUAAUAAUGAUGAUAAUACUAGAUAGGGGACUAAACAAAGAAUAGUUUUAGCUUGAGUUACAAUUAUUGAAAUAAGUGAACCAAAGA